AUGGGGUUGAAGAGGAGUGUUGGGCUCACCCCAUUUAACGGUAACUGUACCGGUUCUAUAAUAGAAUGUAUUCCUUGUGACGUCACUGGAGUUCACGAAACGUGGGUGGUGCAGAAGAACUGGCGACGAUGAACGACGAGAACAGAUUGCAAGGUCUUCUCGAGACGGGGAUGUUAUUCUUUCCUUCUUCCUUCUUUUCUUUUCUUUUUUUUUUUUUUUUUCUUCUUCAGGCCAUUCUCCAAAGAUCUCUGCUCCUCUUCGAUUCGCAGCAAGCGACAACGCGCCCCUUCUUCUUCGGGUUUCUGGGCCAAGUGAAAUUAGUCUGCCAUGGAAAUGGCACGAAUCCCACCAUCGAUUCACCGGUUCCAUGCUUUUCUGCGUUCGUUUGAACAAAGAGGGUGUGUUUAAUAAAAGCUUGAACGUCCGCGAACACUUCUUCGCCUUGUGGCAAAGCAGAUGCAGCACAUUACCAAUGUCCAUCACUUACCACUAUCAGUUAUCACCCUUGCUGAAUUAUACCGAGCGUUUCUCCGGCAUUAAGAGAAUUGAGAGUAUUCGAUCGGCGGGGAGAAUCUUUAUCGUCGCGUCUACCGGUGAGCUCGUUCACGAUGUGAUGAUAGACGAUUCACCGACCUCGUCGCAGGAUAGCGACGCGGAGGUCGAGAGAUCUUGCGACGGUGUCGCCGGCGAUUCCGAGGACGAGGAAGUGGUGGUCAUUCAUCGGCACGACAACCAGAGCGGACAUACUUCCGGGGACGAUAGCGAAGAUCUCGAUCACAAUUGUUCCAUCGUAGCCGACAGUGACUUUAGCUUGUUCGGUGGACUGAGCAGCAGGGGUCGAUCAGCAGGCGUCGGUGGGCCAGGUCCUGGUGGAGGUAGCACUACCGGGUCCGGUAACGGUGGUAGAGAUAGCGUAGUCAGCGACGUCGGGGAUUCCUGCUCGAGUCUGAGUUCCUGGCCAACACCGGAACAUGUGCCCUCGAAUCGUCCCGGAAGUGGUAGCACCGAACGCAGACGUCGGAGAUUGCCGGAAAUCCCCAAAACGAAGAAAUCUCUGCCCAAUGGUCAGACAUCCAUGCAGUCGUCGUCGUCUCUGGCAGACGAAUUGAACGCAGCAACUGGCUCUAGUUCCAGCCGGCCGCAUUUAGUUUUACGGAAAUGUCACUCGAGGCUUCGCCACGAGGACAGUUCACCUGACAGCGAGCGAAUGGCUACUGACAGUGGCCAUUCUACCGCCCACUCGCCGGAAAAUGGGCCGAAAAGCGUCUCGCCGAUCCCCUGCAACACGUUGCAGAACACCGACUCUGUUUCGCCAAGCAGUACACCAGGAAGCGGCGGCGUGCCAUUUACUCAGUUGGAGUUGCUGGAAGCGACGCAUCGAGGGUUGCAUAAAUUCGUGCCAAGACACCACGACGAGAUCGAUCUUGAGAUCGGCGAUCCUAUUUACGUUCAGAAAGAGGCUGACGAUCUGUGGUGUGAAGGUGUGAACCUGAGAACAGGUCGUCAAGGUAUUUUCCCCUCGGCUUACGCGGUCGACAUGGAUUACAGUGAUUUCGAUCCCUCGGCGCCGAAGGUGAAGAGGGAACGAUAUCUUCUAGGUUACUUGGGAUCUGUGGAGACCUCGGCGCACAAAGGUACCAGUGUCGUCUGUCAGGCAGUUCGAAGAAUCGUCGGGAACUCGCAAGAAUCGCCCGUCUCGCAAAGCUGUAUAUUGGAAGUGUCCGAUCAGGGUCUCCGAAUGAAAAAUCAAGGACCUUGCCACGAUUAUUUCUACUCGCUUAAGAACGUUUCGUUUUGCGCGUUUCAUCCUCGCGAUCAUCGCUACCUCGGCUUCAUCACGAAGCAUCCCACCUUGCAAAGGUUCGCUUGCCACGUGUUCAUUGGUCAAGAAUCUACGAGGCCCGCGUGCUUUCCAUCGGUUCUACACGAAGUUCAUCGAGACUGCUUUUCCGAUAGAAGAUAUCUAUAUCGAAUAGAUUAUGUACUGCUGCUGGCCUGUCGUAUAGAGCGGCUACCGAGAGGGAAAGAUGAAAUCUCACAUUCCUUGGUCCCCUGUACAUACUGCCCUUAGCUGUAGAUACAUACAAAGGAAAAAUGAUAAAUAACGCGAAUCAAACACCCAAUUUAUAUACAUAUACAUAUAUGUAUAUAUAUGUACACAUACAGGUACUUACAUUGCACGUAUAUUUAUAUGUAUAUAUACAUAUAUCUAUAUGUAGAUAUCGAACAUUUUCGGGAAGCGUCACGACGGGACCGGUUAUUCAAUGCCGUCUAUUCUAUUAACAUAUUCACCUUGUUAUUUCUUACUUUUUAAUUAAUUAUUAAAUUUAAUUUACUCUUCGUAUGCUAUCUUAAUUUAUCGUCUCUGCAGUUAUCUCGAUUGUUUGUCAUUUCUUUUCAUCCAUCGCAUCUCGACACCGGUCACUUUCCAUUACACGCACCAAUCGAACCCGUCAUUUCUGUAACAAACAACUGCGCCGGUUGCGAAACGAUCUCUCUCUUUUUUUCCUUUUUUUUUUUUUUUUUUUUUUUUCUUUUCUCUUUCUCCCGCUUUCGUGUUACUUUCCCGUUGACUGGGCACGGGGCGCAGCGUACUUGAACUGCGGGUGAAAAGUCUUUAAUAACGUACACUAAUUACUUACUUACAGAUAAGAGUUAA
Messenger RNA from Heterotrigona itama, 2659 nucleotides. The record is from the annotation of a GenBank genome assembly. Lineage: Eukaryota; Metazoa; Arthropoda; Insecta; Hymenoptera; Apidae.